Messenger RNA from Theileria annulata, 1293 nucleotides. RefSeq lists its product as uncharacterized. NCBI's taxonomy places the organism in Eukaryota, Apicomplexa, Aconoidasida, Piroplasmida, Theileriidae. Gene Ontology annotation, molecular function: protein binding. The transcript has 4 exons. The record is from RefSeq and is a predicted model, not a curated record. The coding region runs from base 1 to 1293 and encodes 430 amino acids.
AUGGGGGUGAAAAGUGCUUUAGAUUGGUGUUUAAUAAGUUUGAUGUGGAUGAUGUCUACUACAGCUCGCCCUGGUUUAUUUACGUGGAGAAGCACUCGGAGCUCUUCUCAAAGUCUAUAUUCACCAGGUCAGCUGAGUCUGCAGAGUCGCCAUUUGAACCAACUCACAGAACUCCACGAGAAUAAUAAGCUGAAAUCAGUUAAUUUGGAAAUAUCUGACAAACUUAACAAUUUGGGAUUUCUACCUCAUAACUUCUAUUACCUUCUCACAUCAGGAUCCAUACAAUUUAAUCAAUUUUCAACCAACGAAAGUGAGGAGACUACAAAUAAUGGUAGUAGUGAUAAGAAUAUGAGUAGAUUGAGUUUAAGUGUGUGUAGAGAAAGUUUAAUGUGUGGCACUGAAAUUAGUAAUUUAUUAUUCACUUGUGAUAGUUCUGGCCAUUUGCAUAUUAUCGACUACAACUUACUACUGAACGCUGAUGAAGAUAGACAGGAAGAAGAAUUGUUCCAGAAUCACAUGUUUAUACCUAAAAAUUGUACUAAUUUAGAUCAGGGAAGACAUUUUACCACUUUCGUAACUUUAUAUUUAUUUUUACACUAUUGUUAUUUGGUUUUUACUUGUAUAAUGUUACAUAGAGUAGUUAAUUACAGUAAAUUGCAUGAAGAUGGUAUAAUGUGUAUUGAUAAUGAAGGUGAUAAUGUUGUUACCGGCUCACUAGAUGAAACUGUACGUCUAUUUCAAAUCACCAACACAGAUCUUAGGGAAAUUAUGAUAUUUGAUGAAUCUAGCCCAAUAGUGUCGCUCUGUUUUAGAAAUGACUUGAUGUUAGCUGGUGUGAUUAGCGGAAGUUUGAGCUUAUAUGAUGUUAGAACACCAAACACACCCAUUUGGUCAUAUGAGCCCACGACUGAACGAGUUAUACUUUCAUGUGGGAUCAGUAACCAUUUUAUCCAGGCGGUUUCAAAGUGCCUUGAUCCCAUCCUCUUCUGGGACAUUCGCAUGCUAAACUCCCUCGGCUCAUGUGAUUCCUUCAUGAAACAAAUUCAGACCAACGUCUUACCACUUUCUUCGUAUUCUGACUUGGCUGAUUUCAUCUCAAUUACGUACAAUUCAGAUGCUAGUGUUGUGGGCAGUAAGUUGGAAAUGUAUGGUUUGAAUAAAAGGACGAGAAUAAUGAGCAUGGGCCUGAACAUAACUAAUCCCACAAUGACAAGGGUUAACACUAAUUCUGAUGAUCAAAUUAAAGCCAUUAUCGCCAACAAUAAAGGCCAAUCCAUCGCAUUAUAUUCCUAA